UACUGGGUUACUCCUUGACGGAGAACGUCAUGGCGGUUUUCACGACCUGGAAACCGUACGGGAAAUACGAAAAAAUUCUAAAUAUUCGGUGGUAUUCUGAUCGUUGUAUCUGAUUUAGACAGGAAACUUGGAAAUGUGUGUUUGAACGAUGAUGGAAGGAGGACGCGGAAAAAUAUCUCUCCAAUGCUAUAUUAAUUUUUGACGUUCCCCUCCUCUUGUCUCACACAACUCUCACAAUCACACAGUAAAAAGCGAUAAGGAGACUUGGCGUUCAACGCGAGGGAUAUUUAUAUUUAAGAGGAUAUAAUUAAAAAAAAAAAGAGCAACAAUUAAAGAGACACAGAGUUAAAAGAAGGAAAUAGGAACAACGGAAAUAGAAAAAGACGUGACAAAUAUCUAUAUAAGGAAGAAAGUAACACUGAGAUAUUUCUGUUGAUAAACGUUAUCAGUAUUAAUGGCUCUGGCGUCGCAUUAGAUAGUAACUCAAUAAAUUUGAGAGGUAAACUCGAUCCUCGACCUAUACAAGCGACAUGGCAACUGGCGAUAGUAGACGUGUCGCUCUAAUAACUGGUAUCACUGGGCAGGAUGGCUCUUACCUGGCGGAAUUCUUACUGGAGAAAGGAUACGAUGUGCAUGGCAUCAUCAGGCGGGCCAGUUCGUUCAACACCGCGCGUAUUCAGCAUCUUUACGAGGAUCCCAAGUGCCAUCGGCAGGGUAAAAUGAAGCUGCACUACGGCGACAUGACAGACUCGAGUAGCUUGAUCAAAGUCAUUAGCGCGAUACAGCCGACGGAAAUUUAUAAUCUCGCGGCGCAAAGUCAUGUCAUGGUAAGCUUUGAGGUGAGCGAAUAUACCGCGGAAGUGGACGCGGUUGGAACGGUAAGAUUACUGGACGCGAUACGUACGUGCGGUUUAGAAAAAUCUGUAAAAUUUUAUCACGCAUCGACGUCCGAGCUUUACGGCAAAGUGAUGCAAGUUCCGCAAAAUGAAAAAACACCAUUUUAUCCACGCUCCCCGUAUGCUUGUGCCAAGUUAUACAGCUUCUGGAUUGUCGUAAAUUAUAGAGAAGCGUAUAACAUGUUUGCGUGCAACGGCAUAUUAUUCAAUCACGAAAGCCCGCGAAGAGGAGAGACGUUUGUCACGAGAAAGGUGACGAGAUCCAUAGCGAAAAUACACUUGGGCCUACAGGACGUGCUCGAAUUGGGAAACUUGGAUGCGAAGCGAGAUUGGGGCCAUGCGAAAGAUUACGUACAAGCAAUGUGGUUGAUGCUCCAACAAACGCAGCCGGACGAUUACGUCAUAGCAACGGGGGAAACACACAGCGUGAGAGAAUUUGUAGAAAUGGCAUUCCAAUAUGUAGGUCGUACAAUUAAAUGGCAAGGCGGGGGCAUGAAUGAGACGGGGCAAGACGCACAAACUGGUCAAAUAUUAGUUCGCGUGAAUCCGAAAUACUUUCGUCCAACUGAAGUGGAUGUACUUUUGGGCGAUUCGUCAAAAGCAAGAAACAAAUUCGGAUGGAAACCGACUGUUACGUUUAAGGAACUUGUAAAAGAUAUGAUGGAUUCUGACUUGGAAUUGAUGUCGAAGAAUCCAAACGCUUAAUAACAUUACAUUUGACGUGUGAUAUGACCAAACGCAUCAGUCAUUUUGUUUCCGCAGUAUGAAGCGCAGUAUUUAAAAUUUAUCUACUUUUUGUAAAUAUUAUAUAUAUAUUUCUAAAGUGUCCUCGAAACUCUUGGGAACGAUCAAGCGUUUUAUUAAAUAAUGUAAACUAGAGGCACGAAUAUAUUAUACAGAUCAAGAAAAAGGGAGGAUUGUUGAAAUAUCUAAUAAUCCUAAUGUGAGGCAUCCGAGAACAUGACGAAUAAUUAUCGCUAAUUAUUAGAGAGAAAGAAAAUGUAGGAUGCAACUGCGACGAUUUCAUAUUAAUAAGACAACGAAAAAUGAUCUUUCAUGUCACGAAAGACAUGAACACGAAAAAUCACGUAUAUGCAUGCAAU
This is a messenger RNA of Temnothorax curvispinosus, 1999 nucleotides long. RefSeq names its product GDP-mannose 4,6 dehydratase (gene Gmd). Gene Ontology annotation, molecular function: GDP-mannose 4,6-dehydratase activity. The transcript has 7 exons. NCBI's taxonomy places the organism in Eukaryota, Metazoa, Arthropoda, Insecta, Hymenoptera, Formicidae. The record is from RefSeq and is a predicted model, not a curated record. The coding region runs from base 531 to 1601 and encodes 356 amino acids. Gene Ontology annotation, biological process: GDP-mannose metabolic process.